Messenger RNA from Peniophora sp. CBMAI 1063, 3342 nucleotides. NCBI's taxonomy places the organism in Eukaryota, Fungi, Basidiomycota, Agaricomycetes, Russulales, Peniophoraceae. The record is from the annotation of a GenBank genome assembly.
AUGUCUAUCACCGACCGUUUGCGCCACACUGUGACGGACCCGCUCAUCGCGACUACCAGCCUCAUCAAUGAUAGCGUUGCCCCGUUGCAACCUAAUGGCGCUCCGGAUACUGUCGGCCUCGUAGAGCAACUGCUGCGCGAUGCAGAGUAUAUUCAGCUCCACGGCCUGCCGGUAACGCCUAACGAUCUGCCCGCACUCAUCGAUGCAUUGGAGCAUGCAAAAGGGCGGGGUCUUGACGAUCGCAAGUUCUUCCUCGAAGAUAUACUAACUAUCAUGGCACGUUCACCACCAGGCAGCUCAGCCGGAAAGCAGCUACAGAAGACAGUUAUUGCGAUGCUGUACAAUGACUUGCCGCACCCACCCGAAAACUAUCUCGGACAACCACCCACGGCUGUACCUCGUAAUCAGUCUGGCUCAUCACCCGCUCCUUAUCCCAACGGUGCAACACCCACUCCUCUUGACGGCAGCGUUACUGCGACAGACGUGACCCUCCCGACCGUCAACGGCCAGCCUGAGUAUGCCAAAGCCAACCCAUGGAACUUUCGCUCAGCGGACGGGUCUAAUUACUCUGCCCUUGCCCCGGCUAUGGGCAUGGCCCGCACACCAUACGCACGCAGUGUGCCAGCCAAGCAGGCUGUCAAUAAAGCCACUCUUCCUGAUCCCAACGAGGUCUUUGAGCGAUUACUUAAACGCGACAAGUUUGAGGAGCACCCGGGCGGCAUAUCCAGCAUGUUCUUCGCAUUCGCCAACCUCGUCAUUCACAGUAUCUUCAAUACUUCACAUGAACAGAAUGGCUAUGUGAACAACAACGUCAGCAGCUAUCUUGACCUCAGCCCGCUGUACGGAAGCUCUGUGGAGGAACAACUUCGGGUGCGCAAGAGCGACGGAACUGGUCUACUCUGGGAAGACUCGUUCUCGGACACUCGUCUGCUGUUCAUGCCGCCCUCCAGCGGUGCUCUUCUCGUUCUUCUGAGCCGGAAUCAUAAUUACAUCGCUCAGAAGAUCUUCGCCAUCAACGAGAACGGAACGUACCAGAACCCACCACCCGCCGAUGAGACCGCUCGUAAGAACCAGGAUGAGGAGAUCUUCCAGCGCGCUCGUCUGGUGAACUGCGGGUUCUUCAUGCAGAUCAUCCUCGGCGACUAUGUGGCUGCUAUUCUUGGUCUGGUCCGCGAUGGCAUAACAUGGCGUUUGGACCCCCGCAUCGCCAUCCGCGAGUCGGAUAACGCAGUGUCUGCCACGGGCCGCGGCAACGUUUGCUCCAUUGAGUUCAACCUUCUCUACAGGUGGCACGCCACGCUAUCUCAACAUGACACGGAGUGGACGGAGAAAACGCUGGCCACACUUCUCGGUGGGAAGGAUCCCGCAUUGAUGACCGUGAUGGACCUCAAGGGCGCCUUUGCUGCACUCUCACAACAAACUGCGUCUGUUCCUCCUAGCAAGUGGGAGUUUGGCGGUCUGAAGCGCAACAGCGAUGGAAAGUUCGCUGAUGCUGAUCUCGCCCGUAUCCUACACGGUGCCACAGCCGCGUCUGCGGCAGCAUACAAGGCUCGCGGCACGCCCGAGGCCCUCCGGAUUGUCGAGGUCCUAAGCAUCAUGCAGUCCAGGGCCUGGAGCUCGUGCUCUAUGAACGAGUUCAGGAAGUUCAUCGGGCUCAAGCCAUUCGAGAGCUUCGAGGAAUGGAACUCGGACCCUGACAUCGCUGCUACAGCUCAGGAUAUCUACAAAGACAUCAAUCACCUCGAGCUGCAUGUCGGUCUUCAGGCUGAGGAGGCGAAGCCCGUUAUGCCCGGUGCUGGCUUGUGCCCGGGAUACACGAUCUCGCGUACGAUUCUCGCUGACGCCGUCGCGCUAGUGCGCGGCGAUCGCUUCAUGUGCGACGAUAACACCCCCGCGAACCUGACCACCUGGGGUUGGCAAUAUACACAGACGGACGAGAAGGAUGGUUCGUACGGUGGCAUGCUCACGCGCAUGCUGUUCACAACAUUGCCGGACUACUACCCGCCUGGAUCGGCUUACGCGCACUUCCCCUUCAUGGUUCCGGAGAAGAUGAAGGCCUACGCGGCGAAGAUGCCCGACAACGUUGUCGCCAAGUAUGACUGGAACGCACCUGCUACACCCGUCGGGCCCGUCGUUGUUGUGCGCAAACCCGAGGAUGUCCGGAACGUACUCGAACACCCCGAGGUCUUCGCAACGGCCUCUGCCGAGCGCUUGGACAUCUUGACGGGCAAUGUUGGUAUCAACCCGACUAUCGUGCGGCAUGCGUUGUAUACUGCAAGCACGACGGAGCACGCGGCGGAGCGCUUCGUGGAUCUGACAAAGACUCUCAUCAGCCAGUCCGCGCACAAGCUCUCCUCUGGACGGCAUAUUGACAUCGUCGGUGACGUUCUCAACAUGUUGCCUAUCCACUGGAUCUGCGACGAUAUUACUGGCACCGGGCUCAAGACGCUUGAGAACAGAUACGGCCCCUUCACGCCUACCAGCCAGUACCUCGCGUAUUCGGCCGCAUCGAACUACGUCUACUUCAACACGUUGCCUACGGAGGACUGGUCCCUUCGCGAGGCUGGGCUCAAGAUCGCAACGCAGGUCACCGGCAAGAUAAAGCAGCAGAUCGGCGACGCGCUCAGCAGCGUCUUCAACCCGCUCCCAUACUUCCAUCGUCUCACGGAGAGCAUUGCGGCCUUGAACGACCACAACGAUCCUGCUAUUGCCGCCCUGUGCAAGGAGCUCCAGAGCCGCGAUGGGAACCGUGCGCGCGAGAGUCUCGCGGCGAGCGUCUUCGCGGAGUACGUACCCACGGCGCCGAUCUUCUCCAAGGUCCUCGCACACGUCGUGAACUUCUACGUCGAUGCCGACCGCAAGGCUGAGCGCGAUGCCAUCGUAUCGCUUUGCAAGUCCGGACGUCAUGCUGAGGCCCUGCCUUACAUCUACGAGGCUCUGCGGCUUGAUCCCGCCAUCCCGACGAUGAUGCUCACCGCCAGGUCCUCUGCGACCGUGGAGGGUCAGUCCGUUGUGAAAGGCCAGCGUGUCUACGUGAGCGUCGUCGACGCGAACCUCAAGACACAGUCUUUCCUCAAGUCCGUCCCGGCUGGCUUCACCAUGGAGAAGGCGUUCGGGCUGGAGCCUCGCGGUCUCCUUAACCCACAAUACUUCGACAAGAUCGCGCCACGCGUUCUAUACGAGAUCCUCAGCUUGCCCGACAUUCACCGCCACGCUGGCAACGCGGGCAAGUUCUCGCGCUUCACCGACGUCGUCCGUGGUGUGCCGCAGAUUAUCUACUGCACCGACGACAGCCAGCUAUCGCCCUUCCCGGCGCGCCUUGACAUCGAGCUCGCCCUGUGA